This is a messenger RNA of Lingula anatina, 3032 nucleotides long. RefSeq lists its product as uncharacterized. Gene Ontology annotation, molecular function: protein binding. Gene Ontology annotation, cellular component: cytoplasm. NCBI's taxonomy places the organism in Eukaryota, Metazoa, Brachiopoda, Lingulata, Lingulida, Lingulidae. Gene Ontology annotation, biological process: regulation of apoptotic process. The record is from RefSeq and is a predicted model, not a curated record.
UUUCAGCCACAAUGACUGGCAGCGGGAGUGACAGAGAACCCGUGGCUGUUUUACCAUCUCAUAUGGAUGAAGAAGCAAGUAAGCACCAGACUCAGACGCUGACCUUUGAAAACUCUGAUGAACCACCAUGUGUCUCAGCUGUACCUCAUCCAGAUGUCACCACCCCCCUGUGUGAAGACAGACACAAACACGAUAUGAACACCAAUGAAACUAUAAUGUCCCAGACAACAGUUACGAAGAGUGCACAGGACUAUCAGGAGUGUGGAAAAGAGGACAGCAUGGCUGAAGAAUUUAAAGGAGGCAUGGAGGUAUUGCACUUUCUACGAGAUUUGGAGAGAAGACCAGCAGACGACCAGACACCAAUACCAGACAUGGUCACCCAGUGUACAGUGCUGGAGCUAGCGCAUCAGAACAUUGACCACAUCCCUAACAACAUAGAUAGAUGCAUCAAUGUGAAGAGGAUCAAUCUGAGAGGGAACAAACUUUCGUCUCUUCCUUGGUCGUUGUCUCAGUUAAAACAUGUCACAUAUCUUAAUCUCAGUCGGAAUCAGUUCACAGAGCUCCCGGCCUCAGUGUGUGCUCUACCACAUAUAGGGAACCUGGACCUAAAGCAUAACAAGCUAUCCAGUCUUCCUCCCGAUUUUAGUAAGUUGACCACACUGAAGAGUUUAGACCUCGGGUGUAAUCAGUUCACAGAGCUCCCAGCCUCAGUGUGUGCUCUACCACAUAUAGAAAACCUGGACCUGUGGAAGAACAGACUAUCCAGUCUCCACACUGAUAUCAGUAAGUUGACCACACUGAAGAGAUUAAACCUUGGGGGUAAUCAGCUCACAGAGCUCCCAGGCUCACUGUGUACUCUACCACAUAUAGAGAACCUGGACCUACAUAAAAACAAGCUAUCCGGUCUCCCUGCUGAUAUCAGUAAAAUGACCACACUGAAGAGAUUAAGCCUCAAAUAUAAUCAGCUCACAGAGCUCCCAGUUUCAGUGUGUGCUCUACCACACAUAGAGAACCUGGACCUAGAGUUUAACAAGCUAUCCAAGCUCCCUUCUGAUGUCAGUUAUAUGACCGCACUGAAGUAUCUGAAUGUUUCCAGCAAUAAUAUUACACAUUUACCCCACCAGCUUGCUUCACUUACACUUCGUGAUCUGUGUGUGGACGAUAACCCCAUCCAGCAACCACCCAAGUCAGUGUGUGAGGCAGGACAAGACGCAAUACUCAGAUUCUUAACAGAACUCAAAGAAUCAAAAGCAGUCAAGUCUUGCAGAAUCCAAAUAAACAUCCUAGGAGAGACAGAAAGUGGGAAAACCAGUUUUGCGCGCUCCUUAAGGCAUGACACCCCUAUGUUGACUGAUAAGGCUGAUAGAACUAGAGUUGUGGAGCAAUCACUGUGGGAAAUUGAAAGGGGUGUCAGUUUUAACAUCAAUGACUUUGGAGGUCAUGAUGUGUACAGAGUUGGGCACCGUAUCUUCAUCUCACAGAACAGUAUAGUUCUUGUCACCUUUGACUUGUCGACCUAUGACACAAACAGCAGAUCACAUUUUGGACGACAUAUUGGAAUGUGGAUAGAUAUGGUGCAGUCCCAUAAUCCAGGGGUGACAAUUGCAUUAGUUGGUACACAUCGCGAUAAAACUAAUGAGUUGACCUGCAAGGCUGUCUGUGAAUCUAUUCAAGAAGCAAUCACACAUGAAAAGAUAUGCAGGCAAAAGUGGUAUGAAAGGCAAAUAAGAGAUCUCAAGGAAAAAAUACAGACCUCACAGAAAAACAGAAAUCAAGGUCUGAUUUCAGCAUACAAGGAGAAGAUAGAAUCACUGGAGAAUAUAAGAGGAUAUGAUGAAUCAAGAAUCCAUCAUUACAUUUUCAUGGUGAGUUCCAAGACCAAAGCAGGUUUAAGUGACCUUAAAGAUUAUCUAUCUACCCAAGCAAAGAAAAGAAGUGUUACCCUACCACAAGCCUGGCAUGGAGCAGCAAAGAUCAUCUAUGCAAAAAAAGAAAAUAAAGCUGAAAGCACCAUUUGCAGGGAAAAUAUAACACAAGCCAUACGAAACUCAGUUGAAGGUUUCAGAGGUACCAAAACAUUCUUAUGGAUGACAUUUCGUCAAAAACCAGAGGAUGAAGUAAAUGGUAUCCUUGCUUACCUUGCCAACAGAGGUGAUUUCAUCUGGUAUCCGAAUAGUCCAAUCCUUAGAAACACUAUCUUCCACAGACAGGACGUUCUAGCUGAUCUCCUCAAGGCAGUCCUCAACCACGAUAAGGAUAAAUUUGAGUUUCUAAAACAAAUCAUCGUCAGUGAACCAAUGGCAGAGAGAAUUAAAGAAGAUUUCAUCAUGAGAGGAAUUCUCUCUGUGCAGGUGAUGGAGGCUCUAUGGGAACCAUUUGGUUUGACAGCCAGAGAAACCAGUGCAAUGGUGGAGCUCAUGCAGAGGCUGGAAUUAUGCUUCAAGGCGAACGAGGGCAAAGAUGGUUACACGUUUCACUUUCCAUGGCUACUGGAACAAAGCCGCCCACCAAUCAUGGACACCAAGUGGCCUCACUCAGUACCACAGGACAGUACACAGCUUACCCUGAAUGUGUAUUUCCCAUAUCGCUGUCCUGAUGGUCUCUAUGAGAAAUUGUCAGUGCGCCUUCAUUCAACCCUGGGACACUUUCAGCCUAUGAGGAGAGACUGGAGAGAUGGGGUAUUUGUGGACAUGGCAUCACACUGCAUGCAAAUGACCAGAAGCCAGACGGACAGAGACUGGGUGAUCACCAUUGCUGUCCGAGGUCAACAUCUCCCAGACCUGUGGAGAACACUGCUCCAAAACCAUGAUCACCUUAUGGACAUCCUGGAGGAAGAUUGGCCUGGCUUACCACGUGACAAGUGCCUGGUGUGUCCUCACUGUACAAGUCUACAUGUAGAGCCCCCGACCCUGUUCCCUGAAUAUGACAAGCCUAUAAAUACUCCAAAAUCUCACUGGAACAACAUGAAAAUGCAGGCAGCAAACAGCCAUAUACCUAAAGAAGAGAGGAAGGACCCUACCAGUCACUGGUAA